AAGUGUUAAAAUCAAUUAUAAUAAGAUGUUGAUAUUUUCUUGCUCUACAUUAUGGUUUAACGCAUCGUUGACAUAGCUUGUAGAUAAAUGUGGUUUAUAGUUUUAAUAUUGAUUCACUUAAGGUACGUACAUUGUAUGUUUAAGAUGGAUGAAUUUUUUGAAGUCAAUUACAGCAUCUGUGGAUGAAAACGUUAAACAUGAUGCGUUUGAGGAGAAAAUUAAUCAGAAAACUGUUGUUCGGCAUGGUACUUUUAUUCUCGGUGAUUGGAAUAUUCCAAAUACGAGAUGUUUCCGUGAGCAAACAAGCAUCAAAUACUGCAACUAAAGAUUUAAAAAUUCGGCAUGUGACUGAUUUUUUUGUCGAGCAAAUUCCAAACGGAAGGAGUAAUUCCAGGAAUAUUAGUCACAAAAUCAAGUUUCCUUUUAAGAAAUAUAAUAUAAGCGAGUCGUACCUGAUCCAGCGAUUAGAGAGAUACAGCAAUGCGUGUCGAGGGAGAGAAUUUCAAUUUGGAAGAGAAACAAAGUUUUCCAUGAAGCGUCAUUUCCGGAAAAGUUCCUCGCAUCACAUUUUGUACUGCAGCAUCGAAAAAGCAGGAUCGACAUUCUGGCGAAGGAUGUUACAGAUGCUGGAUUCAACAAACCUGAAAACGCCAUACGACAUCGCACCACUGCAUGUCAACGAGAAAUCCGUUCCGUUCGUAGAGGAAGGUCUCUACCAUGCUCUUGCGUCUUUCAAGACGAAUUUUGUUUUCGUGAUUGCCAGAAAUCCGUUCACAAGACUUUUGUCGGGAUAUCUAGAUAAAAUUUACACAGCAAAUCCUUAUUACUGGAAUUCUAUUGGCCGUUCGAUACGACCAAAUCCACAACGAGGCCGCGCCGCGUGCUAUAGUGACAUCACUUUCCAGGAAAUUGUGGAUUACGUCAUCAAUGCGGAGGGAUAUUUUAAGAAAGUCAGAGAUCCACAUUUCAUGGCAAUGCACGACAUGUGCAAGCCAUGCCAGAUACCGUACGAUUUCAUUGGCAAAAUGGAAACUUUUGACAAGGAUUUUAGUUUUCUGAUGAAAACAUGGAACGUUUCGAAUUUCGAGGGAACAGACAUGAAAAGUAUGGCGGUUGAUGAUACAUUUCUAGACGUGGCCACAUCACUCCAAGACCGAAAGAAUUCCAUUACGCCUUGCAUCAGCAUGCAUGAAGCUUACCUUCGGUCUUGGAAACAUAUGCAGAUAAAAGGACUCAUCAGUGACCACGAGAUAUAUCCUUUUGACGAAACGAAGUCUCAGAGCAUUAAACCUGUUGAUCUCAUCAAAGUUAUGAAAUCUGCUCACCUGAAAUCAAACCAAGGAGAACUAAAGAUCCAAAAAGUUAAAUAUUUUCGAGAAAUUUAUAGAACUGUUCAUUUAAAAUCUCUCAAUUUAUUAGUUCAAGCGUUGAGACCAGAUUUUGAAAUUUUUGAUUAUGACCCUUUUCCUGAGACGAUUUUUAACUCGACUUCACCGCGGUUACAGCAUACGGAUAUAUUUUUGGUUUAUAAUAAAACUAAAAUAUAA
Magallana angulata is the source of this 1547-nucleotide messenger RNA. RefSeq names its product carbohydrate sulfotransferase 11-like. The record is from RefSeq and is a predicted model, not a curated record. Gene Ontology annotation, biological process: carbohydrate biosynthetic process. Lineage: Eukaryota; Metazoa; Mollusca; Bivalvia; Ostreida; Ostreidae. Gene Ontology annotation, molecular function: sulfotransferase activity. Bases 183 to 1547 code for a protein of 454 amino acids. Gene Ontology annotation, cellular component: membrane. The transcript is spliced from 3 exons.